Molecule: messenger RNA, 4652 nt
Organism: Onychostruthus taczanowskii (white-rumped snowfinch)
Lineage: Eukaryota; Metazoa; Chordata; Aves; Passeriformes; Passeridae
Exons: 4
Coding region: 1803-2954 (383 amino acids)
Source: RefSeq, a predicted model, not a curated record
UCAGAAAAGGGAGUUGGGGGGGGGGGUUCACCCAUUGUCUUUAGGGUUCAUUCCAUUCCCCCAGAGUCCUGAGGGGAAAGAUUUGGGGUGCUCUUGGCUUUUGGGAUAAUUUUUCCAUGCCUAGAAUCCUAUGGAAUACUGGGGUGACACCCCCCCCCCCCCCCUUUCCUCAUGUUUUCGGUCCCUUUUCCCUUAGUAGGUCUGCAGAGGGGGUCAUGGGAGUCCCUAAGAGUCCUGAAGGAAAGGAUUUGGGGGUGCCCUUGUUCCUUGGGAUUACUUUUCCCACUUAAAAUCCCAGGGAAUAUCGUGGUGUCACUCCCCACGUUUUAGGUUCUUUUUCCCUUAAAAGUUUGGGAAAGGGGCAUGUGGAAGCCCCCUCUGCAUUCCCUCUGGGGUAUUUCCUCCCCUCACAUCCCAAAAAAGAGGAUGUGGGAGAUCCCCUCAUUAUCUGGGAGAUCCCUUUCCCCUUGCCAGGCACAGGGAAGGGGGGAUUUUAGGAUUCUCCAUGUCCUUGUGGUCCUUUUCCUUUCCCAGGAUUUAGGAGCUCUCUGUUACAGGUAAGGGGGGGGGGGGUCUCCCUAAACCUUUGUGGACUUCCACAGAUUUUUGGGGACAUAUUCCCUGCUUUUUUGGGAAUAUUCCUGGUGUAAUAAAGCCUUGCCUUUUCAAGUCUGGAUUGGGGGUGAGGGGGAAAGGGAUCAAUGUUAUUCCUGCCCUGGUGAAGAAGGGAAUUUACGGAUCCCACACUUCCCCAGCUGCUCCAGGUGCCUCAAGGAUCUGCUCCUCCCCCGAUUCCUGGGAUUUUUUUUGUCCAGUCACUUGCUGCAAAGGGAAACUGGAGCUGCUGCCGUGUCCUGGCACGGAGCAGCCGAUCCAUCCCAUAUCCCAACCCCCCUUGGCUGCCUUUCCAAACUUAUCCUGGAGCUGGGAAACCUGGAAAAUCAACUCCAGGUACACCUGGGCUCUGCUUAUCUCACCUGUCCCUCUUUCCUCGUGCUGCUGUUCCCACAUUUCCGUCACCUCGGUGGGAUUUGUCCUGUCUUUUUUUUUUUUUUUUAAAUCUCAAUGCUCAGGGAUCCAUUUCCAAACUAUUUUGGGAACAGGCAGAGCCUGCUGUUGUGCUCCAUGGGGUUUUUGAAGGAUUACAUCCCUGACUAAACUUGCUGAGGCUGCCGCAUCGGCGUUCCCAGAAAUCCCGGAUGGAUUUGUUCUGUCGCAUCCAGGUCACCGAUGAUUUGGGAUUGAUUGGGAUCCCGAUAAUCACAAUCCUUAGGGAUGAGGAAUUCCCUUUUUCUGAGCUGUUUUGCUGUAAUUCUUUCCUUUUCCAGAUGUGUCCCAUUUCUCCCUGACCUUCAGGUAGGAUUUUUCCUCACCUGAGCUGCUCGUUCCCAACUCUUUUUUUUUUUUUUCCCUAUUUCUCCUGAAGGUGACACUUUCCAAGUCUUUCCCUUCUGCUGAUUUCCCAUAUCCAUGAUUGUCUCAUUAGGAAUUUUCAGCUUGGAGCAGAAAGUCGUGGUUUUUAGGUGACCAUCAGGGAUGGGAAUUGUAUUUUCCUGGAAUAUGGAGCUUUGUCUCGUAGCAAAGGUUCUUCCAGGAAAACUGAUGGACACAGAAGAGAAAUUACUGGGUUUUUUUUCCCCAAUUCUUCCUUGUUUAGAAGCUUUAUUUCCUUGGAAAUUUGGGGUUUUUCAGGACUGAACAUAAGGUUUGGCUGCUCGUGGAAGCAAAAAGGUGCUACAGGAAUGUUUGCAAUCACCCAAAAAUUGGGAUCCUGAAUUCCAUCAACACAUGCCAGGACUGGGAUGGCAGGAGCAAAAAAAAUGAGGACACGGAAAAAUCCCUGCUCCGUGGACAAAGUUUGGCUGGAAAAACACCGGAACGACGAAGCCGAGCGGGAAGCGCCGGAGCGGGAAGCGCCGGAGCCCGAGGCCGUCAACGGGAUCUGCCACGAGGAUUCCAUCGAGGGGGAGUUCAAGGGGGACCCGAAAAAACCCAGGAAUGGCAAAAAGCAGCGGAAAAGGAAGCGCUCCCCGAAACCCAAAGCUCAGGAUUCCAAGCUGGAGGCGAUCCUGGCGGGAAUGUCGGCGGAGCACGUGUGGUUUGACAAACCCUUGUAUGACCGCGCCGAGAGCGCCUACAGGAUAAAAUUAGCGGGUUCCCAGAGUUGGGAAUCAACUGAGACUGGAAAAAUGGCUCAGGAAUCUCCUGCCGUGGCCAGGAAAUCCAGCCAAGAUAUUCCCAAGGUGAGGAUGCUCCCGGCGUGUUCCCACGGAAGCCUGGCCGCCUGUCACCACGUUGUCCAAGGGGUUUGGAUCAACAAGUUUGACUUCGAUAAGGCCGAGAGGGCGUUCAUGGAGAAAUCCCAAUUUUUCCUUCCUCCCAAUGUCCUGGCCAUCCCAUCUGUGUGGGCGAAUUCCAGGCUGGGAACGCCGGAUGAGGGCUAUGGCACGGCCUUGCCCACUCCUGCCACGCCAGGCUUGGCUCCUGGCAUUCCCAACUCUCCCGUGGCUUCUGUUCCCAGUUUGCCCAGCUCCGACCAGCAGACGGUCAAUGGGAAGCCGCAGAUUUCCAACUGGGAAGUUCUGGCAUCCGAGGUGUGGCUGGAAAAGCCUCUCUACGAUGAUGCUGAGAAGAAUUUUUAUGAGAAGAUGUUGGAUGAAACCCAACAUGGCUGCCUGGAAGCAUCCAAGAACCACAACCCUGGGAAGGAAACAGGAAUCACCUCCACCAACCCUGAGCUCCCUGAUAUUCCCAAGGAAAAUCCCACCUGCUUUUUCCUGCACAAGGACAGUGAAUCCGUGUGGCUGAAUAAGGUGACCUAUGACAGGGCAGAAUCCAGGUAUUUUGCCCUGGAAGCGGCCAGAGCAGCGGAGAAAACAGGGAUCCAGGAAUCUGCUGUAGGAAAUCCCUCCCAUCCAGCUGCUCCGAGCAUUCCCGCUCCGGAAACGAAGUAGGAGAAGUUUCUUUGGGGGUAACACCCAUGCAAAAAAAAAAAAAAAAAAAAGCCAGCCAGGUCGGGAUUGAGCCGGAAGGAAUUUGCAUGUGGAGAAGACUGGGUGGACUUGGAGAUGAUCCCUGUGGGCAGGGGACAGGGGGGAAAAUCCUUCAAGGAAUUCCCUUUUCCUGAGGAAUUCUGGUGGAUAAAGGCUGUGUUUGUGUGGAGCUAGAGGUUGAAUGUUUAAAGGCAGGGCUGGGAAGUGAGCUCAUUAUCCCCCUUUUUGCAUGGAUUCAGCACCAUCCUCCUUUCCAUCCUCUCAUUCCAUAUAAAAAUCAGCAUCAUAACCGGGAUCCAGCUUGAAGAAGGUUUGGAAGUGACUGGAAUACAAUUUAGGGAAUCACUUUGGUGGGAGCAUGUGCUGUAGUUUGUUUUUUUGAGGGAAUUUUUAUCCAGUCUGUUAAUUUUUGGAAUGCCCUUGCAUCUUCUCCAAAGGCUGAGGUAGAGAUGGAUAUUCCUGGAAAAAAAGACUCUUGGAGCAUCCGUCCUUAUUUCUGACGCUUCUGAUCCAUGAAUUUUGUUGGGAUUUGUUGGACAGCUUUUAGGAUCUUUGUGUCAAGGGAUUUAGGGGUCAGACACCUUUCACCUGGUCCUGUUUGGGAUAAUUUCCUCUUUAGUUGGUCACAGCUGGAUAUUUGGGAACAUCCAUGUGUCUCUGUAAAAAAGUGGGAUAAAUUUGUCUGCAUUUGGGAUUUUCUGCGGAUGAUCCUGGUUGGAAUUCCAGCAGGUCUUGGAGAUUUGGGUGUGGAAAGUGGUUUUGCUGCAGCUCCUGUGUCUGGCAGCCUUUGGUCUCUUCCGAGUGGGUAGAUGAGAUAAGGAAGGAUUUGAUUUCAGGAAAAUAAUCUCUGGCUACCCUGGAAGUGUUUUUUGGGAAACUGUGGGAUUUGGGAUGAUGAGGAGAGCCUGCUCCAGUUCUGGUUUUCUGCUCUCCACCUCCUCAAACUUCUGCUGGCUCUGUCCCUGUCCCUUGCUGAAAUUCAGGGCACUUCCUCUUUCCCUCUUUUUUUACGGGCUCUGUUUCCCUUCAAAUUAAGAAUUUAACCCACCUUUGGAAGCUGCUCCAUAAAAAUCCCCUGUUUCCCAGCAGGAUUUGGGGUGUUUUUUGCUGUUUUUCCCUGUAGAGCCAGGCCUGUCCCUUCCAAGUAUUGCUGAUUUUUAAUAAAGAUUUCCCAGUGAUCUUGUGGAUUCCCCAUCCUUUGAAGUAUCCAGGGAAAAUCUUGUGGAUUCCCCAUCCUUUGAAGGAUCCAGGGAAAAUUUGGAUGAGGCUUGGAGCAACCUGGGAUAGUGGAAGGUGUCCCAUGGCAGGGGGUUGGAACUAAAUUAUUUUUAUGGUCUUUUCCAACCCAAACCAUUCCAUUAUUUCAAUUCCCUUUUUAUUCUCCUACACAAGACACUUUCCUUAGCAUGAACUAGGAAAUCCUGGUUUGUUUUUUUUUUUUUUGUGGAAUAAAGUCUGGAUCAGCUGAUUCAUCCCAUCCCCACUCCACACCCAGGUCAGGCAGGUGGGUGAUUAAUCUGUCCUGCUUUUUUAAGAGGAUCCUGGAUACUUAAAUCCGCAGCCAAGCCGGGCUGCAGGCACAGAAACCGCUCCUGACGAGCUGUUAACCUUCAAUCCUUGCGGGAAUUCAAUUUUUGUGGAUAUUUUCCCCCCUCCUUU